This is a messenger RNA of Chenopodium quinoa (quinoa), 1818 nucleotides long. Its product is annotated as protein STRICTOSIDINE SYNTHASE-LIKE 3-like. Gene Ontology annotation, biological process: biosynthetic process. The transcript is spliced from 4 exons. Lineage: Eukaryota; Viridiplantae; Streptophyta; Magnoliopsida; Caryophyllales; Amaranthaceae. The record is from RefSeq and is a predicted model, not a curated record. Bases 273 to 1457 code for a protein of 394 amino acids. Gene Ontology annotation, molecular function: strictosidine synthase activity.
AUCAUCAUAUCCUUAUUCCUUCGAACCAAACACUCCCGAGUCUCGAAUCUAUUUUUUUUAAUACUCCGUAUAAAUAAUCUUGUGCAUCGGACGAGUUGGACGGCCUUGAAACGGUAGUGUGUAUAAAACAUAACUUCAUAAACUUUCUGCUUCCCACCUACCUCUCUUGUCAAAUUCUACAGGAGAAAUAAACUUCACUCAUCACAACAUUCACAAAAUUUCCAGACACUUUUUCCCUCUUCCCCUGCCCCAAGAAAAGUACCUCUCCACCAAUGGGCACCCGAAUUGUAUUGGGCUGGAUACUCCUAGCACUAGCACUGUAUUGUGGGCUUGACCCAUUUAACCACAGUUCAAUUUCCGGGUUUCCAAAUUUUGUUUCUGUUGAGGUCAAAUUACCUGAUAAAUACGAAAUUCCAACAAACAAAGAUUCACUAAAUUUGUUGCAGAAUUCGGAUGUAAAGUUGUUGGGUCAAAUUCAAGGACCCGAAAGUCUUGUUUUUGACCCGAAUGGUCGUGGCCCGUAUACUGGUAUUGCUGAUGGUCGUAUUCUCUUUUGGGAUGGCACCCAUUGGACCAAUUUUGCCUUUACUUCUGCUAAUCGGUCGGUAUGUGAUCCUCAGCCAAAUCCGUUAGGUUACAUAAAGAACGAGCAUAUAUGUGGCAGACCACUGGGCCUUAGGUUCAACAAGAAGACUGGUGAACUAUACAUUGCAGAUGCAUAUUUCGGAUUAAUGAAGGUAGGGCCAGAAGGAGGUGUGGCAACAUCCCUUGCAACUGAAGCAGAAGGGGUACCUUUAACAUUUACAAAUGACUUGGAUAUUGAUGACGAGGGAAAUGUGUAUUUCACAGAUAGUAGCGCUCAGUAUCAGAGAAGACAUUUCAUGCAGUUGGUUUUCUCUGGAGAGGAUGGUGGGAGGGUCUUGAAGUAUGAUCCAGUGACAAAAGAAACAACUGUUCUCCUGAAGAACAUCCAAUUCCCUAAUGGAAUUACAUUGAGCAAGGAUGGAUCUUUCUUUCUCUUCUGCGAAGGUUCCAUUGGCAGGCUAAGCAGAUAUUGGUUGAAAGGAGAAAAAGCCGGAACCUCAGAAGUAUUUGCGAUUCUGCCAGGAUUUCCUGACAACAUUAGGACCAACAAAGACGGUGACUUUUGGGUGGCAUUGCACUGUCGUCGCAGCUGGACAAACCACUUGUUGGCAGCAACACCGAGAUUACGGGAUUUCUUGCUCAGGCUCCCAAUCAAAGCAAAGUAUCAGUUCAUGGUCUUCAUUGGAGGCUGGCCUCACGGAAUCAUUGUGAAGUAUAACCCUGAAGGUGAAAUCGUACAGAUCUUGGAGGAUAGUCCAGGGAAGGUUGUGAAAGCUGUGAGUGAAGUUGAAGAGAGAGAUGGGAAACUCUGGAUUGGAAGCGUCUUAAUGCCUUUUGUUGCAGUUUACGACUUGGGAUCAAGCUCGAGAUGAGAGGCUGGCCAACCUGUCAUCUGCUUAUCAGACAUUUCUUAAUCGCUUUCGCAUUCUAUUGCUCAUUUAUCUGUCGGUUAAGCUUUACAGUACAAAGGACUAGGAAAGAAAUGCGUUUGCUUCUUUUUUCUUAGGUUUGGUGAUUUAUAUCUUUAAUACUGUUGCAGCUUUUUCACGAAGGCCAUAAAUAAUCAAUACUCCCCCAACAUUAGAACAAUGUCGUCAAUAUGUCAUGUUUGACUAAGUGUGAAAAUUUGUUCACUUUUAGGCUGGUUAUUUGUUAUUUCUCAUGAUUUAUUCACUCUUGUAGUCUUAUACUCUUAUUAGAUUCAUUUCAAUACUUUCAAUAUGAAAGCAUACU